UGUUGUGGUUUACAAUUAGAGAUUUAUUUUCAAAAAUGCGAUUUCAGUUUAAAAACGCAAAUUUACUUCUGCAACUUUUAAGAAAAGGGGACAAGUUGCGGCAGACCGUUCCGAUUUCUACUGGCAGUAGUGACUUUAAAAAAGUCUUGGCACCGUGUGAACAUAACUCCAUCCCGGGCCCCACCAGGUGGCCGGUGGUGGGGAGCCUGCUGGAGAUCAUAAGGAAAGGAGGACUCCAAAAACAACACACAACACUGGUGGAAUUUCAUAAGAAAUUUGGGAAGAUUUUUAAGAUGAAAUUGGGGCCGUUUGAGUCGGUGCACGUUGGGGCUCCGUGCCUGCUGGAGGCUCUUUUCCGCAAAGAAAGCAGCUACCCCCAGCGCUUGGAGAUCAAACCAUGGAAGGCUUACAGAGACUACAGGAAUGAAGCGUAUGGAUUGCUUAUACUAGAAGGAAAAGACUGGCAAAGGGUGAGGAGCGUAUUUCAAAAAAAGUUGAUGAAGCCAACAGAAGUACGAAAACUGGAUGGAAAGAUGAAUGAGGUUCUGAAAGAUUUCGUCGGAAGAUUAGAGAGGCUUCGCGACGAGACAGGCAAGAUUGACGAUUUAUACCAGGAACUGAACAAAUGGUCCUUUGAAACAAUUUGCUUGGUGCUGUACAAUAAACGAUUUGGUCUUCUGGAACAAAAUGUGGGUGAAGAAUCUUUGAACUUCAUUCAGGCUAUUAAAAUUAUGAUGAAUACAUUUGGUAAAAUGAUGGUGACUCCAGUUGCACUUCAUAGGAGCUUUAAUACGAAGACUUGGAAGGACCAUACAGAAGCUUGGGAUAAUAUAUUCAGAACAGCAAAAUGUCACAUUGAUGGAAGACUGAACAGAGACUCAUCCUGCCCUGCCAAUGACUUCCUUUCAGACAUCUACAAUGACAGUGAACUAUCAAGAAAAGAGCUGUACGCUGCCAUCACUGAGCUCCAGGUUGGAGGAGUAGAGACGACUGCCAACUCUUUGCUAUGGGCCAUCUUCAAUAUCUCUCGCAAUGCCAAAGUGCAAGAAAAACUUAAUGAGGAACUGUUGCGUGUGCUGCCUGAAAAACAGACCCCAACUGCAGAAGAUAUUAAGAAAAUGCCCUACCUGAAGGCUUGCCUGAAGGAGUCUAUGAGAAUUACUCCUUCUGUGCCCUUUACAAGUCGGACCUUGGAUGAAGAAACAAUCCUUGGUGACUAUUUGCUGCCUAAGGGAACUAUUUUAAUAAUAAGCUAUCAUGCAUUAGGGUGGAAUGAAGAAUAUUUUGAUGAAGGGAUGCAGUUCAAACCUGAGCGCUGGCUGCAGGAUACGGAUAAAAUCAAUCCCUUUGCUCAUGUGCCGUUUGGUGUUGGAAAAAGGAUGUGUAUUGGCCGGCGGCUGGCAGAGUUGCAGCUGCAGUUGGCCCUCUGCUGGUUGGUACAAAGGUACAAAAUAGUGCCAACCGAUGAAGAUGCUGUGGAAACACUGAAUUCUGGGAUAAUGGUGCCAAAUCGUGAGAUCCCUGUUGCAUUCCACAACCGUUAAAAGGAGCACCGUGAUUCUUCGACAGCACAGCCCAACCUACACUUUUGUUAACCUCAGCAUUUUAUAAUCAGUCAAAAAGGCACCACAAGGCCAAAAGAAUGUUGUGGGAAUGGAAGGAUUACAACACAUUCACUGACCACAGAGGAUUACAGUCUGCGCUUGGUCUGAUAAGAAAUUAAGUAAUGCAACCUUAUUUUGACAGACCCAUUCACUGAACAAUAGCCUUACGAGUAAAUUGUAAAGAGAUACUGUGUGAUAUUUGAUUCUUAAUAUUCUGUAAAGUUAUAAUGUAUUAUAUGUAAAAUCAUUUACCCAAAAGAAGUAAGGAUUUUCAAAUAACCAGAAGAAACCAUCUCCAUGAAAACUUGUGACUGUGCCAGUGUGCUGCAACCAAAACUUUUACAGGAACCUGCUAGUCCACAUAAACUGGAGUGUGGUGAGGUGGAUUUGUGUGUUGCUGAGGGUGGAGAAUCUGUCCCCUGCAAACAACCAUAUCUGCAAGGUGAGGGAGGAAUCAGAAUCAGUGACAUAUGUCAUGAAAUUUGUUGUUUUGCGGCAGCAGUACAGUGCAAGACAUAAAGACGUAAAAAUUACUGUAAGUUACAAAAAUAAAUAAUGCAGAAGAGAAAUAAUGAGGUACCGUUCAUGGGUUCACGGACCGUUCAGAAAUGUGAUGGCAGAGGGGAAGACCUCUGUUUCAUUUCUAGAUUAACUGGAAAAAUUGCACAGUAAAGUAUAACUGGUGUAGAAAUUCAUCUUGAAAGGUAGUGAAAAACAGGAUAUAUCACAUUGACUAUUUCAUUCAAUAUUCAAUUGUGUCAAUAAAAUGUAAUAUCCUGCUGUGAUGUACAAUAUGUGAUCAAAGUUAAUCCUCCCACUCUACACCCCUUGAAGGAUGAAUCCCUGCUCUGUUUUCUUGGUAACAUUUAACUAUGUAAAUAGAUAUUAUUUAAACUGCAUAUUCAUGUAUCAAAUCAAUAUUCCUAUUUAAAUCCUUAUAACUAUUGAUAAACUGCCAUUUACGGAACAAAUUAAUCUGUUCGUGUCAGAUGUUAAACUGCACUCAGAUAAAUUGGCUCCUUGCAUCCAAUUUAAAAGUAAUAGGCACUUUGUAAUG
This is a messenger RNA of Pristis pectinata (smalltooth sawfish), 2661 nucleotides long. It is a transcript of the gene cyp24a1, whose product is annotated as 1,25-dihydroxyvitamin D(3) 24-hydroxylase, mitochondrial. NCBI's taxonomy places the organism in Eukaryota, Metazoa, Chordata, Chondrichthyes, Rhinopristiformes, Pristidae. The transcript is spliced from 12 exons. Gene Ontology annotation, cellular component: mitochondrial inner membrane. Bases 36 to 1544 code for a protein of 502 amino acids. The record is from RefSeq and is a predicted model, not a curated record. Gene Ontology annotation, biological process: glucocorticoid biosynthetic process; cortisol metabolic process; cellular response to peptide hormone stimulus. Gene Ontology annotation, molecular function: iron ion binding; oxidoreductase activity, acting on paired donors, with incorporation or reduction of molecular oxygen; heme binding.